This is a messenger RNA of Penaeus monodon (black tiger shrimp), 1312 nucleotides long. RefSeq lists its product as uncharacterized. NCBI's taxonomy places the organism in Eukaryota, Metazoa, Arthropoda, Malacostraca, Decapoda, Penaeidae. The transcript has 6 exons. The record is from RefSeq and is a predicted model, not a curated record.
AUACCAGGAUCUUUCAAAGUAAGGUUUGUAACCCAGAAAUAGUUUGCAAGCUGGAUAUUAGUGGGUUGCUACAUCUCAUGAAAGAUGUAGCAUAAUAGGAAUGAAUAGAUAAGUGUCUAGUAAAUGUAGGUAUGUAUGCAUUAAUAGAAAAUAUUUUUUUUUUGUACAGGAUGGAGAGAGGUGUAAUACAAGAAAACAAACUUGGGUCACCGUGUAAAAAGUAGUGUAUAAACAUUAGUCCAUAUUAUUUAGCCUCCCCAGAUUGUUGUAUAUUUGAACUUAACCUUUUUUCUACACCAGGUAGAUUGAGUGUCAUUUUCUCAGAGUGCUGUUUGCAACAGAUGACCAUGAAGUCAAAUGAUAAGAGACUCACAAUGAUCCGUAUGCGUGGGAUCAUAUAUAUGGUUGGUGCGCUGAUCCUGGUUCUAUUUGUGGUGGCUUUCACAUCAGAAACCUUUAGUCUCAACAACUUACUCCAUCCAGUUCCUCGUGCACCCCGCAUUGUUAAACCAUUUGCGCCUGUUGUCCAAGACUUGAAUAAAGAAUCCGUACCAGCUGACAGUCCAACAGUGAUAAAAGCAUUGCGAGACAAGUUCCUCCUGCCUCCCUCGCCUGUGCCAUACAACCUGAGUCACCCUGAGCAGGAGAACCCGUCCAUGGGUCAGGCCCAGAGGAUUGACUUUAUAUUAAAGGAAUAGCGGGAUGGAUUCUACAUUGAAUGUGGAGCAUUGGAUGGAGAACUUCGUUCAAACACUUUAUUUUUUGAGCGUGAAAGAAACUGGAAGGGACUCCUCAUAGAAGCAGACCCCAAGAAUUUUAAGCAGAUGUUAUUGAAACAUAGAAAAGCAUAUAUGUCUCCAGCUUGUCUUGCUCCCACUCCUUAUCCAACUGCUGUGUUGUUUGAGCAGCAGGAAAACCAGGGACACAUUGUAGGGAAGCAAGACAACCCCUCAGGUGGGUCAGAGGUUGGAGGAGUGUUAGAAGUGCAGUGUUUUCCCCUUUACUCUUACUUAUUGGCCCUCAAUGUUACCACGGUUGAUUACUUCAGCUUGGAUGUAGAGGGAGCAGAGUUCAGUGUUCUGAAGACCAUACCAUGGGAAAAAGUUGAUAUAAAGACACUUUCAGUGGAAUUUAUACAUGACCAUGAAGGAAAGGAGGCUAUUCAAACAUACAUGUUAAGCAAGGGUUAUUAUGUUCACUCAGAAGUUACUCAUUACAAUUGGUUAGCCAAUGAUUUUAUUUUUGUAAAAAAUGAAGUUCAGUAAUCACCUUUCUGCAUCAGUUGUCCUUGUGGUUUAUAGGUUCUUGAACA